AUGUGUUCCGACUGCGAGUGCAGGCCCCUUGGGUGGCUUCUGGGUCUCCCCUUCGCCUUCCUCUCCCUCCUCAUCUCCAUCAUCGGCGUGGUCGUGUGGAUCGUCGGGUCAGUCCCCCUUCUCUCUCCCCCCCUCUUUAUCCCUUCCUCCCCAUUCUCGCCGUGCGGAUGGGGAGAAGAAGAUUGGAGGAGAGAGAAAACCCCCCUCCAGAAGCUAUACGAUUGGCGGCUAAUUCUCUCUCUUCUUCUUCUUCUUCGUCUGCGGCGGCAGGUUGAUGCUGUCGUGCAUAUGCCCGUGCUGCUUCUGUGUGACGAUAGUGGUGGAGUUGGCGAUCGAGCUCAUCAAGGCGCCUAUCCACGUCAUGCAAUGGUUCACCUCCAAGAUACCUUGCUGA
Messenger RNA from Spirodela intermedia, 394 nucleotides. The record is from the annotation of a GenBank genome assembly. Lineage: Eukaryota; Viridiplantae; Streptophyta; Magnoliopsida; Alismatales; Araceae.